ACUCGGUCACGUGACUUUUUCCGUUUCGCCAUUUUCCCCUUCUGCACCGGUCCUCUAGCCUGCGGUAGCCUGUAGCAAUACUCCGAAAUUAAACCUGUCCGAGGCUGACGGUGGGGUCGAGGUAAACGGUACGAUAACCUUCUCCCGUCGCGUCUUGGGCCCGUAAAUACUGCGAGAAUGUCAUCCGAAGAGAGCCCCGAGUACUCGCCGUUCUUCGCUGUGAUGGGAGCCUCCGCGGCCAUGGUCUUCAGCGCUCUAGGCGCAGCGUAUGGAACAGCAAAAAGCGGCACGGGCAUCGCUGCUAUGUCUGUGAUGAGGCCAGAGCUCAUUAUGAAGUCCAUCAUUCCAGUGGUCAUGGCGGGUAUCAUCGCCAUCUACGGGCUGGUGGUGGCAGUGCUGAUAGCGAACAACAUCUCUGAAAGGGUCACGCUCUACAAGAGCUUCCUUCAUCUAGGCGCCGGUCUGAGCGUGGGCCUGAGCGGUCUGGCGGCCGGCUUUGCAAUCGGCAUCGUAGGGGACGCCGGCGUGAGAGGCACGGCCCAGCAGCCCCGCCUCUUCGUGGGCAUGAUCUUGAUCCUGAUCUUCGCCGAGGUGCUGGGGCUUUACGGCCUGAUCGUGGCUCUUAUCCUAUCUACAAAAUAAGCAUCUGCAUCAGCACCAUUUCAUCCAUUCCACAUCCAAGCAGCGAGAACAAAGAGUUUCACCAACUUCCAUGACACCAAGAGGGCCUGACAGGAUGGGAUGGCAAGCUGAGGCGUGUUGCCCUUGGACCUGGCAGUUUUGUCAUCACUAGUUACGAUCUGUCCAAAUUGUGUUUUUCCCCAAGCCAUCCGGUUGUGUCAGGUGCAGUGUACAGAGCAGGCAUGAAGAUGUUUUGGUUGUUGUGGGAUGAUGUGUGGACAGUCUGCCUGAUGUGUUGUCUGAUCUUAUCCUGUACAGUGAUCACCCCUAGUAAAUGUAGUAAUCAGUCUGUGCUGUGCUGAGUAUCAACGUUCACCUCCCUGCCCUAAUUCAAUUUCUGCUUUUGUCACUCUUAUCCGACACAACAGCGGAAUUGUGCACAUCAGUAUUUUCUUUUAUUUGAAUAUUAUUUUUGGGGACCAGUUUUGAAUCACAGCAGUGAAGAGCUGUCAACUUUAUUUUUUUGUUUUUUGUUUUUUGUUUGCUAUUUAUGGAACGCUAUGAAGACUUAAUGAAACUGUCUAAAUGGAGUACUGUUUAUUGAAUACCUAUACUGUAUACAUUAAAAUAUAUAAAUUAUAUGUGUAUAGUUAGAGUAAUUGCGCCGUUGGUAAUUGUUCUAAGUGCUUGAAAUUCCUCUGGAUGUAGUGUGAUUUAUCAAUGGAGGAUGUCCACGUUAGUAUGAAAUUGAAAGUGUGCUUGAUCUGAGUGAAUCGUGUGCAAGUGAAUUUAUGUUUACUAUGGCAUCCUCAAACACUAUCAUAUUGUUAACCUGUAGUGCUGCUGUCUUGAUUUUGUUUGUUUUAAGGUCAUUGUUCAAAUGUGCUAGUCAGAUUUCCGAAUAAAACUCAUCCACCUCCAGAA
Corythoichthys intestinalis (scribbled pipefish) is the source of this 1545-nucleotide messenger RNA. RefSeq names its product ATPase H+ transporting V0 subunit ca (gene atp6v0ca). The record is from RefSeq and is a predicted model, not a curated record. Bases 178 to 642 code for a protein of 154 amino acids. Gene Ontology annotation, cellular component: proton-transporting V-type ATPase, V0 domain; membrane. The transcript has 3 exons. Gene Ontology annotation, molecular function: proton-transporting ATPase activity, rotational mechanism. Lineage: Eukaryota; Metazoa; Chordata; Actinopteri; Syngnathiformes; Syngnathidae. Gene Ontology annotation, biological process: proton transmembrane transport.